Messenger RNA from Rhineura floridana, 2421 nucleotides. Its product is annotated as vomeronasal type-2 receptor 26-like. The record is from RefSeq and is a predicted model, not a curated record. The coding region runs from base 271 to 2421 and encodes 716 amino acids. Gene Ontology annotation, biological process: G protein-coupled receptor signaling pathway. Gene Ontology annotation, cellular component: membrane. Gene Ontology annotation, molecular function: G protein-coupled receptor activity. The transcript is spliced from 6 exons. Lineage: Eukaryota; Metazoa; Chordata; Lepidosauria; Squamata; Rhineuridae.
CCUAUUCUUCACAAGAAUUACCAGUCAGGAGACGUCAUCAUUGCUGGUAUUACGUCUCAUUUAUACAGAUUUUCCAGCCCAAUAGAGUUCACAAAAUGCCCCUCUGAUGACAUAUUUGACGACACUCUCUAUUUCAGUCCAAGAUGGACCUAUCAGGCCUCACUGGAACUCUUCUCUACACAGGGCAGAUUCAUCCCUAACUACAAAUGUGAUAGUGUCAACAAUCCAAUAGCAGUCAUUGGAGGACCUACCUCUGAAGUCUGUCUCCACAUGGCAGAUAUCCUGAGCAUCCUCAAGAUUCCACAGUUCAUAUAUGGCUCUGCUCCAGUGAUAAAUAAGAGAACCCAGGCUGUCCUAUACCACCAGAUGUUUCCAGAAGUGGACUAUCAGUAUGAUGGGAUUCUCCAGUUACUGCUCCAUUUCAGGUGGACAUGGAUUGGGGUGCUGUCUGGGCAUGAUGACAAUGUAGAGAGGUUUGUACACACAGUAGUUCCCAUGUAUACCCAGAAAGGUAUCUGUUUUGAUUUCAUGUUAAGAAUACCCAAAUUGGGUUUUUCCAAUGACCUUCCUGAUAUUGUGGAAGAAGGCAUUAAAACAAACAAUGUUAUCCUUAACAGCACAGUGAAUGUGAUGAUCAUUCUUGGUGAAAUAGAUACCAUGGUGGUUUUGAGAAUAUUUCCCAAGUAUUCAGAAAUUAUGGGUGUACCAACAAAGGCAAAAGGAAAAGUCUGGAUCAUGACUUCCCAGAUGGAUUUCACAUCAGGUGACUUUGAAAAAAAAUGGGACAUAGACUUCCUUCAUGGCGCUAUGUACUUUUCUGUUCAUGCCAUUGAGGUGUUAGGCUUCCAGAAAUUUCUUCAGAUGAUAAACAUUACUUCAGAAAACAAACAUGACUUUAUCAGGGAGUUUUGGGAAGAAGUGUUUGAGUGUUCUUUCCUGAAUUCCAUGGUAGACAGACAGGAUGGGAAAAUCUGUAGCGGGGAGGAGAAGCUGGAGACUCUUCCUUCAUCUAAUUUUGAAAUGAGCAUGACUGGCCACAGCUACAGCAUCUACAAUGCAGUUUAUGUACUGGCACAUGCUUUGCAUGCCAUGCAUUCAUCUAGAUUCAAACACAGAGCAAUAGUGGAAGAAGAAAGGAUGACGUUUCUGAGUCAAGAGCUGUGGAAGCUCAACCACUUUGUGAGAAGCAUCUCAUUUAAUAACAGCGCUGGGGAAAAAGUUUCUUUCAAUGAAAAUGGAGAGUUAGAGGCUGGAUUUGAUAUUAUAAACUGGAUCACAUUCCCAAAUCAGUCUUUUCAUAGAGUCAAAGUUGGAAAGAUUGACCCCAUGGCUCCCAAAAAAGUGUUCACAAUUUGUGAGGAAGCCAUUGUAUGGCCCAGCAGGUUUAACCAGGUACAGCCUCUUUCUCUUUGUAAUGCCAACUGCCCUUUGGGUUUUCAUAAGGCAAAGAAGGAAGGGAAGCCAUUUUGCUGCUAUGAUUGCCAUCCAUGCCCAGAAGGGAAGAUUUCUAACCAGACAGACAUGGGUGAAUGCUUUCAGUGUCCACAUGAUAAUUACCCAAACAUGGAACAGGAUUCAUGCAUUCCUAAGGAUAUAAGUUUCUUGUCUUAUGAAGAACCUUUGGGAAUUACUCUAGCCAGUUCUGCUCUUUCCUUUUCUUUCAUUACAACUUUUGUGCUUUGGAUCUUCAUUAAGCACAAGGAAACUCCCAUAGUCAAAGCCAACAACCGGAACCUCACCUACAUUCUCCUCAUCUCCCUUUUGCUUUCCUUCCUUUGUGCUUUGCUAUUCAUUGGCCAGCCUGGAAAAGUGACAUGCCUCCUUCGACAAACGGCUUUCGGCAUCAUCUUCUCAGUGGCAGUUUCUUGUGUGUUGGCGAAGACUAUCAUUGUGGUUCUUGCUUUCAUGGUCACCAAACCAGGGUCACAAAUGAGGAAAUGGGUGGGGAAACGACAGGCCACUUCCAUUGUUCUUUCCUGUUCUCUUACUCAAGCCGCUUUUUGUAGCAUAUGGCUGGCAACUUCUCCCCCAUUCCCAGAUUUAGAUAUGUACUUAAUAAAUAAAGAAAUUGUUCUGGGAUGCAAUGAAGGGUCUUUCACCAUGUUCUACUUUGUCUUGGGCUUUAUGGGCUUGCUGGCCAUUAUCAGCUUCACUGUGGCCUUCUUAGCCAGGAAGUUACCAGACAGUUUUAAUGAAGCCAAGUUUAUCACCUUCAGCAUGUUGGUCUUUUGCAGUGUUUGGCUCUCCUUUAUUCCAACCUAUCUGAGCACCAGAGGGAAAUACACGGUGGCUGUGGAGAUCUUCUCCAUCUUGGCCUCCAGUGCUGGGAUACUGGGCUGCAUCUUUUCUCCAAAAUGUUAUAUCAUCAUGAUGAGGCCUGAAUUGAACAGCAGGGAACAGCUGAGAAAAAGAAAUUAUUGA